This is a messenger RNA of Prosopis cineraria, 2770 nucleotides long. Its product is annotated as calcium-dependent protein kinase 20-like. The record is from RefSeq and is a predicted model, not a curated record. Bases 295 to 2283 code for a protein of 662 amino acids. Lineage: Eukaryota; Viridiplantae; Streptophyta; Magnoliopsida; Fabales; Fabaceae. The transcript has 6 exons. Gene Ontology annotation, molecular function: calmodulin binding; ATP binding; calcium-dependent protein serine/threonine kinase activity. Gene Ontology annotation, cellular component: nucleus; cytoplasm. Gene Ontology annotation, biological process: intracellular signal transduction; peptidyl-serine phosphorylation; protein autophosphorylation.
UUUUUCGUUCUUCUCCAAAUAUCAGAUUUCAUGUCAACGAUUAUCCUUCUCAUUGAUUCCGUUUUGAUAUAAUUGUCGAACCGAUUCAUACAUUGUGCAGAUCAUGGAGCUCGACUGAAUGCGAGCAUUAAUGUUCAGGUGCAAUCAGGUUAUCCAGAAUCAAUGAGGUUUUCUUGGACGGAAUUGUCUAUUCUAAGUCCCCGAUUUUAACGUCAAUGGAAUCAUCGGAGAUCAAUCUGCGCAUUGGUUUUCACGAAAGGCCGUGGAGGAGAACACUGCGAAGGGUAUAAUUUGAUGGGCAACGUCUGCGUGGGGCCUAACCUUGGGAAUGGGUUCUUGCAAUCGAUCACAUCCGCUUUCAAGAAAACCCCGCCGCAGGAGGGCAGGCUUCCGGCUCCUAACGCCGACAACAACAAUAAAAGCGCGGAAAAUGCUGCGCCUGAUUCAUCCAAAGAUUCUGAUGCUCCAAAGCAAGUUCAAAGUACACCACCUGAAUUGGUGAAAAUUCCCAGCGAUGAAAAACUUAAACCACCGCCAGAACCCGAAAAGCCUGCUGAACCUGAGGUCCAUGAACCUACCGGCGGCACUGCUCAUGCUGGGAAAGCUGAAAAGCCUGCCAAGCCGGAGAUGGUCAAUCACCCUGCUUCUAACAAUGCUGCCGAUGCCGGGGAAUCUGAAAAGCCAGUCAAGCUGGAGGUGGUCAACGAAGCUGCCUCUAAUAAUACCACGAAUGCUGGCGAAACUACGAAACCUACUCAUGUUAAAAGGGCAUCGAGCAUGGGACUUCGAAUAGAAUCGGUCUUAGGGAGGAAAACUGAGAAUAUAAAGGAUCUUUAUAGUCUGGGGCGAAAGCUAGGACAAGGGCAGUUUGGGACAACAUACUACUGUCUAGAGAAGGCGACUGGCAAAGAGUUUGCUUGUAAAUCCAUUCUUAAGAGAAAACUGAACACACAAGAGGACGUAGACGAUGUCAGAAGGGAGAUUCAGAUAAUGCACCAUUUGGCUGGUCAUCCCAAUGUGAUUCAGAUAAUCGGUGCUUAUGAGGAUGCUGUAGCUGUUCAUGUCGUUAUGGAACUCUGUGCUGGUGGAGAGCUUUUUGACAGGAUCAUACAGAGAGGGCACUACACUGAGAAAAGGGCGGCCGAGCUUGCAAGGGUAAUAGUUGGUGUCGUGGAGGCAUUCCAUUCUAUGGGCGUCAUGCAUCGGGACUUGAAGCCAGAAAACUUUCUGUUCGUCAACCAAGAGGAAGAGGCACAACUUAAGACAAUAGAUUUCGGGCUCUCGGUGUUCUUCAGACCAGGUGAAUCAUUUACCGAUGUGGUUGGGAGCCCCUAUUAUGUGGCCCCUGAAGUUUUACGGAAGUUCUAUGGUCAAGAAUGUGACGUCUGGAGUGCAGGGGUGAUCAUUUAUAUUUUACUGAGUGGAGUUCCCCCAUUUUGGGACGAGACGGAGCUAGGCAUAUUUGACCAAGUUUUAAAAGGAGAACUUGACCUUGUCUCUGAACCAUGGCCCAGCAUAUCUGCAAGUGCAAAGGAUCUUCUUCGAAAAAUGCUUGUAAGAGACCCUAAGAAGCGACUAUCGGCACGUGAAGUUCUUAGCCAUCCUUGGUUCCAGACUGAAGGUUUUGCUCUUGAUAAACCUCUUGAUUCUGUUGUUUUAACUCGUUUGAAGCAUUUCUCUGCCAGGAAUAACAAGCUCAAAAAAAUGGCCUUCCGGGUGAUUGCUGAAAGUCUGUCGGAGGAUGAAAUUGCUGGGUUGAAAGAAAUGUUCAAGAUGAUAGACACAGAUAAUAGUGGACACAUCACUCUUGAUGAGCUGAAAGUUGGAUUGGAGAGAGUGGGUGCUUUCCUUAAGGAUUCUGAAAUUAACCAGUUAAUGCAAUCGGCAGACACUGACAAUAGCGGUACAAUAGACUAUGGUGAAUUCAUCGCAGCUAUGCUUCAUGAAAACAAGGUCCAACAGGAGGAUCGUCUAUAUACUGCCUUCUCCUAUUUUGACAAAGAUGGUAGUGGGUAUAUUACGCGAGAUGAGCUCCAGCAAGCGUGUCAACAGUUUGGUCUGCAAGAUGUUCAAUUAGAUGAUAUAAUUCGCGAAGUUGACCAGGAUAAUGUAACAUGUUUAAUUUCCAAUGGUUUUCUACGGUUCCUUUUCCACUUCUCCCGCCCCCAACAAAGAAAAACAUCGUGGAUGUUUCAUUUUCUAAAUAUAACUUCAAACUUGUUUUAUGCUUUCAUAUCUGUUUUCAGGAUGGGCGCAUUGAUUAUAAUGAGUUUGUUGCAAUGAUGCAAGACUCUGGUUUAAGCAAAAAGGGACUGCAAAAUAUCACUGAGUAGGGUUGCGGAUGUCGCCGAGCAUUAAUUAGUAUGUGUAAGCUAUGCCAUGCGAUUACUCGAUAGAUAUCUUUCAGCUAGCACCCUCUCUUCCCCUGGGUAGAUUAUGUAAGAUCAGACCCGUGUAUAAAGUGGGGAGGCGGAUGGAUAAUCUGCCAAGUAGUAUUUUUCUAGUGAUUAAAAACGUGAUCUUUUGGUGGAUAUAUUUCUAGAGCAUUAGAUAACGGUUUUCUUUUUCCUCUGAAUUUUGGCCUUUUUUCCUCUGAGGCGGCCAGUUGGGGUGGUGUUAAUUGUUAAACAUCAAUGAAUAUAAUAAGGAUUUGUCAACAUGUACUUAUACCAUUUUGUCAGUCAGGCUCAAACUAUGCAGCCUUUGCAGCCUAUCCUGUUGUAAAUGGCUCAAUUGGUGUAUUAAUAAUAUUUCAUAUUCUUGAGGCACA